Molecule: messenger RNA, 429 nt
Organism: Penicillium verhagenii
Lineage: Eukaryota; Fungi; Ascomycota; Eurotiomycetes; Eurotiales; Aspergillaceae
Exons: 3
Coding region: 1-429 (142 amino acids)
Source: RefSeq, a predicted model, not a curated record
AUGACCUCUCCAACCCCCAAAGCCUCCACAUCCCCCUGGAUUCUCCUCGCCUUGGCAAGCGGCGCCUUCGCCGCGCUGAACGGCCUCUUCGCAAAACUCACAACGGAUGACCACACAACAUCCUUCGCGCACUCCCUCGCGCACCUCUUUGGACUGGAGUCCUCGCCUUUCCUAGAACUCCUUGUUCGAGGCGCCUGUCUGGGUCUCAAUGUCCUGUGCAAUAUAAUCAUGUGGGCCCUCUUCACCCGUGCCCUAACGGCUGGCCCGUCGACGGUCAAGGUCUCCAUCACCAAUACGUCGGCCAACUUCCUCGCCACGGCGCUCUUUGGCAUGAUCGUGUUUCGGGAGGCGGUUGGUGGUCUUUGGUGGCUUGGAGCGGCGAUGAUGGGGGCAGGAUGUAUCUUGGUGGGGAUGAGGGAGGGGGCUUGA